UCUCUCUCUCUCCCGGGGAGAAGCGGGGUCCCCGGUGAGUUUAAAUGCGAACAGCACGUGGAUAGUACAACCCUCUCGAGCAGGACGCUCCGUGUAGCAGCCGGGGAGCUCGAGGAGGGGACAGAUGCAGCAGGGAGGAGGACAUUUACUACCCGCCGAGGACGCGUGGAUGGGAUCCAACUGAUUUUUUCCUGGAGGUGAUUAAGUUAUGUCGAAUCUUAACACCUAGGACAGUUUGUCUUCGGAGUGAAUUGUUGAAUAUUUUUCUGAUUUAGUCCGUUUCUGUCUCGGAAUGGAUUGGAGAUGACAGCGCUGAAUAUAAGAGGCAGGUGGGAGAGAGAGAGAGAAAGAGGGGAAAGGGACGGUGUGAUUUCAACGUUUUUCUCCAAAGACGUGAAAUAUAACUAACCUUUGUGGAUGUGUGCUAGCAAAUAACACAUAUUAUUUCCCAGAUUUUUUUAUUUGUAUUUUUUUUUACCGUCAUGACCUGAGUGAUUAAAAUAAUGGAUUUCUUGAAUUUCUCCGGGGUGGUAGACGAGUGGAAUACCACAUACACCAACUCCUCGGCUACCGGGAACAGUAAGUACUCUCUCCUCUCCAUAACCGGACUGACGGUAGUCGUUGGCUUUCUCAUCCUGUUUACUAUUGUGGGCAACGUUCUGGUGGUCAUCGCCGUUUUGACCAGCCGCGCUCUCAAACCGCCGCAGAACCUCUUUCUGGUGUCUCUCGCCAGUGCGGACAUCCUGGUGGCUACUCUCGUCAUGCCCUUCUCUUUAGCAAAUGAACUCAUGGGCUACUGGUUCUUCGGGAAAGUUUGGUGCGACAUCUACUUGGCGUUGGACGUCCUCUUUUGUACGUCGUCUAUAGUUCACCUGUGCGCUAUCAGCCUCGAUCGUUACUGGUCCAUCACCCAGGCGAUAGAAUACAACCAGAAGCGGACUCCUAAACGGCUGAACGGGAUGAUCGUGGUGGUAUGGCUGAUCUCGGCCGUUAUUUCCUUUCCGCCGUUGAUCUCCAUGGACAGGAGCAGCGGUGGGGAGAUCAGUCCUCAGUGUCGGCUGAAUGACGAGACCUGGUAUAUUCUCUACUCCAGCAUAGGAUCCUUCUUCGCUCCCUGCGUUAUCAUGAUACUAGUGUACAUCAGGAUCUACCAGGUUGCUAAGACGCGGACGCGGACCAUGUCAGAGAAGAAGAGAGAGGUGGAGGACAACGGAACCGCCCCGUUAGACGUUAACGGGUUGGAGCAGGGGGGCGAGGAGGGGUGCGGAGGGUCUCUGAAGGAAAACGGUGGGUGCGGAGGGGUUGCCCGGGAGAAUGGGCACUGCCAGCGGCAGCAGAAGACGCCGGUACCACCGGGGCUGUUACCCAACGAGCCCAAUUUAACCCCCGACCCCGACGAUGGAGACGACUUUGACGACAGCAGCUCGUCUGACGAAAAACCCACAUCCGCCAAAAAACAUUCCUCUUCCCAUCAGCAUCACCACCAUCACCACCACCACCAUCACCAUGACGACAAGAAGGAUUCCAAACCUUCAGAGAGAAGGAAGUCCACAGGAAGCAGGAAGAGCAGCUUGGCUUCGUCCAAACGCUCAGAGAGCAAGAAGUCGCGCACCAGCUCUAAGUCCAUUGAGCUGUUUUCGUCACGUAGGAAGCGGCGGAGCACCGUAAACAGGAAGAAAAUAACAGCAGCGAGGGAGAAGAGGUUUACCUUCGUCUUGGCGGUGGUGAUGGGCGUCUUCGUGAUCUGCUGGUUCCCCUUCUUCUUCAGCUACAGCCUGUAUGGAGUGUGCCGGGCGCCAUGUGAGAUCCCUGAGUCUCUUUUUAAGUUCUUCUUCUGGAUAGGCUAUGUUAACAGCUCCCUCAACCCUGUCAUCUACACCAUCUUCAACCAGGACUUUAGACGAGCCUUCCAGAAGAUUCUAGUCUGCAAGUCAGGGAAGAGGUCUUUCUGA
Salmo salar (Atlantic salmon) is the source of this 1952-nucleotide messenger RNA. The record is from RefSeq and is a predicted model, not a curated record. Lineage: Eukaryota; Metazoa; Chordata; Actinopteri; Salmoniformes; Salmonidae.